CCCAAAUCAAAAAACAAUUCAUUAAAAUAAAUUAAUAAUCCCCAAAAGUUUAAAUUUUUAUAAAAUUGAAUUUCAUCAUUAAUAUAAAUUUCGCAGCUUUCAGUUUGUCACUCUCAGUAAAACAAAAGAAAAUCGUAAAUGAGGUGGGAAAGGUUAGAGCAAGAAGCGAGUAGCAGGAGUAGUAAUGGGCCAGGGAAGAGGUGGGGACAUACAUGUAAUUCUGUAAAAGGUGGGAGAUUUCUUUAUGUUUUUGGUGGCUAUGGCAAAGAUAACUGUCAAACUAACCAUGUUCAUGUCUUUGACACUGCCACUCAGAUUUGGAGCCAGCCAGUGAUAAGAGGUACACCACCCACUCCCAGGGACAGCCAUAGUUGCACAACCAUCGGUGACGGUUUGUAUGUUUUUGGAGGCACCGAUGGCAUGCGCCCUCUCAAGGAUCUGCAUAUUUUAGAUACCGUAUCACAUACAUGGAUAUCACCUGCUGUGAGAGGGGAUGGACCAGAGCCACGGGAAGGUCACAGUGCAGCUCUUGUUGGCAAACGCCUCUUCGUAUUUGGUGGCUGUGGAAAAUCCUCAAAUAAUAGUGAUGAAGUUUAUUACAACGAUCUUUACAUAUUAAAUACAGAGACAUUUGUGUGGAAGCAAGCAACAACUUCUGGUAUUCCACCUUCUGUACGUGAUAGCCAUACUUGCUCAUCUUGGAAGAACAAAAUCAUUGUGAUUGGUGGCGAAGAUGGACAUGAUUAUUAUUUGUCUGAUGUGCACAUCCUAGAUGCAGAAACUCUCGUAUGGAAAGAGCUCGACACCACAGGCACGAAGUUGUCACCUCGAGCUGGUCAUUCAACUGUUGCUUUUGGCAAGAAUUUAUUCGUCUUUGGGGGAUUUACGGAUGCACAAAAUCUGUAUGACGACAUUUAUAUACUUGAUGUUGAUACUGGUGUAUGGACAAAGAUAAUGACUACUGGAAUUGGGCCUUCUGCAAGAUUUUCUGCAGCUGGGGAUUGUUUGGAUCCGCAUGUAGGUGGCGUACUUGUCUUUAUAGGUGGGUGCAAUAAUAGUCUUGAGGCGCUUGAUGAUAUGUAUUACCUGUACACAGGACUUGCAAGCAUACGCAAUGAACAACGGCUGGAAAAAUUAUCCUUAAGGAAACAAUUAAAGCUUAAGUGCCAAGAACAAAAUCUUAAUUCUCCUUUACAUGAUAAAGGUCUGGUUGGAAUUGACACUACUGCCAGCUUUCACCAGACUGUGCCAACUUAUGCUGAACCGAGCAGAGAGAAUUUGCAGUUAAAUCAAGUGCAGCUUCAUCAAGGGAAGAAAACCUUUCAAGCCAAAGUUACUGAAAGCUUUCCACAUGGAUACACCAUUGAUACUAUUAUAGAUGGAAAGCCUCUGCGUGGGAUAUUGUUUGCCAGUAAACCAAUAUCCUCCCAGAUAGAGCAUCAAAGUAAUGCCAGGAAAAGGGUUGGCGGGGAAUCUAAUGUUUUGUUGAAUGGUGACCAUAACAAGUUAAAAGUGUAUCGAAACUUCAAGCAGGAUGGAGUAGAUCACAUGCAGUUAGACAAUGUUACUGGGAAGGAAACCGCAUCACAUGAAUCCAAGCCAGAAGCUGACGCUGCUCAUCCGUCAAAGAAUCUAACUUCUGAUGUUACUCAAUUAAAUGAGGUUCCUUCAAACCGAGAACCAUCUGCAGCUCCUCUGAAUUUGAAUGAUAUGAUAACUGAUGCACCAAACUCUAAUCCUAUAUUUCCUAACGAGUUUCAUACGCUAGCCAAGGAAUCCAUUAAUGUAUCUCUAAAGCAAGAUGACAGGACACCAUCGGCAGGAGUAGGCAAUUGUCCGGGGAGAUCGAUUUGAUUGGAGAAAAGUUAACCAUUUUUUUUGGAAUAGCUCAAUGCAAAUUGCAAACCACCUGUUUCUGUAUCAUAAUGACUUGGAAGGUGGUCAUAGAUGAAUUCGACUGGCUAUUCUCUAACAGGCGUGAUCUGCCACCGACUAGUUCUUUCGCGUUUUGCUUCCAACUAAUAGUCUCUUAAUUUUAUUUAAAAUUUAGAUGUUAGUUGUCAUUACAGCCUGAUUAACUACAGUUCUUUAUUCAUGCAUUAUCUGGAUAAGUUACCUCUUUGAAUCUGACUACUUAACGGUGAUGAUGAGGAAAGAGGUUGGUUGUCGGAAAAUGGAGAUUCGGAAGGGGUAUCUAUUUUGACGGAAUUUUGUUCUCGGAGUAGCUCAAGUAAACAUUUAGCUUCAGAAGAAUUUAUCAUGUUCUUAGGUUAUAGCUCUACAGACAGCGGCACCAUACUGACUUUUUAUCUUUGUAUUUAUUUCUCUGGAAGAAAGUAAACUGUGGGGAUACUCUAUUUUUUCAACAGUGCCAAUGUUUGUGUUUUUCAAA
Molecule: messenger RNA, 2392 nt
Organism: Mercurialis annua (annual mercury)
Lineage: Eukaryota; Viridiplantae; Streptophyta; Magnoliopsida; Malpighiales; Euphorbiaceae
Exons: 11
Coding region: 139-1854 (571 amino acids)
Molecular function (GO): protein binding
Source: RefSeq, a predicted model, not a curated record